Zingiber officinale is the source of this 3316-nucleotide messenger RNA. RefSeq lists its product as uncharacterized. Lineage: Eukaryota; Viridiplantae; Streptophyta; Magnoliopsida; Zingiberales; Zingiberaceae. The record is from RefSeq and is a predicted model, not a curated record. Gene Ontology annotation, molecular function: DNA binding. The transcript is spliced from 5 exons. The coding region runs from base 395 to 3061 and encodes 888 amino acids.
CGCGCUGUUCUUCCCUUCAGUUGCCUCCAAAACCCCCUUUUGAAAACCUUCCUUUUUCUUCCCAUUCCAAUCCGCUCCGGCCUCCUCCUCCUCCUCUUCACUGCAUUAAUUGCGUUUAUCCCUAGUGCAUCUCCCUUCCAUCGCCACCCGUCGCCGAGCUUCGCAUUGUGGUUGUCGUCGCAUCCCCCCUACAAAUUAUGAAGCAUAUCUUCUCUUUCGUCCCUCGCUUUUCCUCUUUUUCUCGCUUCCCCAACGGAAAUUCCUGCUUUUUUCGUCCUUUCCCAAACUUGUGCUCUGCGCUCGCGGGCACUUGGCCUCGGGAGGGCCGCUGCUGCUCCUGGUGUGCUAUCGACCACCCUAUGCGUGCUCUGGUGAUCGGAAUUCGAAGUUUGAGAUGGAGAAGCAAGAGGGAGGCCGUGAAGACUGUCCUGUGGAGGUCGGUGUUCGGGAAAAAAGGAGAAAGAAUCCGCUUCAGAGGCUCAUCCUCGAGGAGGCUUAUCAAGUGAUGCCGCAACCAUCUUCACAUAUGAAGAGGGAGCUAGCAAAUAUUACGGGGCUGGAAUACAUGCAAGUUCAGUAUUGGUUUGGGAACCGAAGAGCCGUUGCCAAGCAUGGCCCUAGGAAGAAAACGAAGAAAGAUCAAGAUGAUCUGGUAGCUGGGCAAUCUUCUCAAGCGAAGGAGUCCAAUCCUGGCUCGAACAUGCCACUUGUUACAAUAGCUAUACCUGGGCAAUCUUCUCAAUCGAAGGAGUCCAAUCCUGGCUCAAACAUGCCACUUGUUACAAUAGCUUUUCAUGGGCCAUCUUCGACUGGUUUGGUAGAUCCGGAAGAGCAUGGAGUUGCAUUGACCCUGCCAUUGCCAAUUCCUACAGCACAAUCGGAGACCAUACCUUAUGUUGGAGGUAAUGAAUCGGCAAGCAACUUUGCAUAUGCAAGACCAUGUGAGACACAAACAGGAGAGGAGCCGGCCUUGGCAUUGCAUCUAUCAAUGAAACAAUUAGAUACCAUGCCUUCUGUCAGAGGGAAUGAACUUCCAAAAACCUUUGAGAAUUCAGGACCAGAUUCCAUGCAGCCUGAUGUGGUGCCGGCCUUGGUAUUGCCCACUUGGGUGAAACAAUCAGAUUCAUUACCAAUUCCCCUUUCCUUGAAACAAUCGGGAAGCAAGCCUUCUGUUAGAGGUAAUGAAUUUUCUAAAGAUUUUGCUUAUGCAGGACCAUAUGCCAUGCAACCUGGAGAGGAGCCAACCCUGCCAUUGCCUUUGUCAAUUAAACGACCAGAUAACAUGCCUUCUGUCAUACAAAAUGAGCUUCCAAAAACCUUUGCAAGUACUAGACUGUGUUCCAUGCAGCCCGGUACGGUGCUGGCCUUGCCAUCACCUAAUUUGAUGAAAAAAUCAAAUCCAUCACCUUCAGGGAUGAAACGAUCAGAUCCAGUGCCAGUGUCAUUUUCGAUGAAACAAUCAGAGACCAUGCCAUUUGUUAGAGGUAACGAAUUGCCAGAAAACUCUUUAUAUGCUGGACCAUAUUCCAUUAAACCUGGGGAGGAGCCACUUCUUGCAUUGCCACUCUCAAUGAAACAACCAGAUAACAUGCUGCCGCAAUACUUUGCAAGUAAGGAACCAUAUUCCAUGCAGCCCAGUCUGGUGCCGACGUUGGCAACUUCAACUUGGAUGAAACAAUCAUAUCUAUCACCUCCAGGGGUGAAACAAUCAGAACCAUUGCCAGUUCCUGAAGAGCUACAACCUAUUUUAAUGCAUGUUGAGACUAAUCAUGGGCGUCCUCUAAGAGACAAUAGACCAACUGAGCGUAGUCCUUUGCCUCCUCCAGCUACUGGGACCUCUUUAGAACAAGAAUUUGCUUCACGAUCUUCUAAUGGGCAACAAACUGAGAGAGAAAAGUUGGACUUGGCCAAGGCGGAACUUUUCUUGUCUUGUUUGAAACGUAAAAUGGCAGAUUCAGGAAAUAAAAUGAAUUUUACAGUUCAAGAUGCUCAAAUGUUCGAAGCUAAGGCUCCAAAUUAUGCGGAAAAAUACCAAUAUUUUCCAGUCCAACAAAGCCCGUUGCAAGAGUACAAAAAUGCCAGCCCAACUAAUUUUUCUGGCUCUAUACACAAGGUAUUAAAAGAUACAACUCCAAGUGUUGUGGAUGAAUGGAAGUUCUCCCCAACUGAACUACGCCUGCUGCAGAAAUUCAAAAAUAUCAUGACAACUACUUUUCCUUGCUCUUCCAGCAAGAUGUUAAAUCAUGGUCAUCUUUCAAAUAUAGAUCCAUAUGCUGCCUCGUUCUCAAAUGUACAUCCAUAUGCUGCAUCCUCUUCAAAUUCACAUCCGUAUGCUGCAUUGUCGCCAAAUGAACAUCUUUAUCCUGCAUCAUCCCUAAAUGCACAUACAUCGUCUGGACAAAGUGGAUUCAAGGUCCCAGCUCUGUUAGCAGAAAGCAGCAAGACCUCAAAGCUUGCUGUUACUGAUGAUUCCCGUUGUCUUUCUCCUAAAUUGGGCAAUUCAUUUUCCCCAUCUGACAAAACAAUUCUUGAUUCUGGCUUCCCUGAUAAAGCAAAUAGCACACAGGUGCAUACUCCUUCUGGAUUGCUUAUUGUCAAUCGGCCUCGAAAUAUCAAUAAUGUAAAUACCUACACCGCAGCAUUCUUGGAGGAAGCAAACAACAAGAGCAGUCACCAAACACUGAAAAACCCAAGAGAAGAAAUAAACAAGCCAAGACACAGUUAUGGCAAAUAUAUUGUUAGAUCCCGAAAGACACCUGAUAAUACAUCGCAACGGAUGAGGUAUUUCAGUGAGGUUGAUACGAGUUACAAAACACUUGUUGCUAAGUGGGAUCCGAAAGAAAAACGAGCUGUUUGCAUUCAAGUUGACUCAGAUGAUUCCCAAUCUUUGUCAAGAGAAACUGGCUCAGAGAAUGAGACCCCUAGUAUUGCUAAUGCUUGCAUAGAUGAUCCCAUGGAAGAUACUGACACUGAUGAAGCAACUCAAAGUGUGAGAAACUCUCCUGAAAGUGUUGGAAAUUUCGCGGAUGGCAGAGAAAUAAUCAACAUUGAUUCAGACUAAGAUCAUUCAGGUGACGACCAUAGAAUCAUGAUAUGAAAGAUGAAUCUUGGAGAUUCAUCUAAGAACACUUGUCCCUUUUCAUACAACUGACUCUUACUUUUAUUCUCCAAACUUGUGUAUUGCACCUUAUAUUUGCUACAUGCAAAAACCAGGGAAUGCUUAAUAAUUUGGUGGGCAAUUUCACCUGAUACUUGCUCCAUGCAAAAACAGUGAAUUCUUAAGGAUUUUGUUGGACAACAUAUGAUUUUUUUUUUU